Phanerochaete carnosa HHB-10118-sp is the source of this 897-nucleotide messenger RNA. RefSeq lists its product as uncharacterized. The record is from RefSeq and is a predicted model, not a curated record. The transcript has 2 exons. NCBI's taxonomy places the organism in Eukaryota, Fungi, Basidiomycota, Agaricomycetes, Polyporales, Phanerochaetaceae. The coding region runs from base 69 to 575 and encodes 168 amino acids.
GGAGGUCCCAGUGUGUGUCCGUGUCCAGCUCCCUUGGAACUGCCACCACUGCUUAGUCCAUCAUCACCAUGCAUCUGUCGACGCUCAUCCACAUUUUCGCCCUCCUUGCACUGGCUAUCGUCUCGCCUAUAGUCGCGCUCCCCAGCAACGAUGCCACUCUUGUGGCUCGCAGCGCCCCGUCCCUCCAGGCUCGCGCCUCAACGCCCUCGCUCAUCGCGCGUAGCCCCGUACCCUCAGGCGCCCUCAAGAAACGUGCUCUCCGGCAGAAGCCACUGACACCCGAGGAGGCCAUCUCGCAGCAGCUCUGCCCGACGCCGAUGCGCGUAUGUUCGAUUGACGCGCAGUCGUCGCCGACGACUCUGACGGAGUGGAUUCGGGAUGGGUUCGAGUGUGUGGACACGUUUGAGGACCUCACCUCGUGUGGUGGAUGCGGGAGCGUUGAUACCAAGUACGAUUGUACCGCUAUCAAAGGCGCGCAUGCUGUGUCUUGCGUCGUUGGUCAAUGCCGCAUAGACUCAUGCACGAAGGGCUACACACCUUCGUUGGAUGGCAAGUCAUGCGUUUGGACCUAUUGAGCAUGCUUCCCUCUCCAGUUCGUGGACAGACUUUGGUUUGAACUUUUGUAUUGGUUAAACAUCCAUAGACGUCCCCUUGUCAUCAUCGGACCUUUCAUCUACCGUUCGUUGCUUUCUGUCAUGGACUCCCUUCAUCACCGUGCAUCAUUGUAAUCUUUCUACCCUCCAUGAACAUGGACUUAUCGUCUCUGGCGGUGCCAGCUCUCCUGAAACCGGACUAUUUAGACUCUUGGAUUGUAUCCUGCUGUAGAAUUCGCAAGGCCUGUCGGUCCUUGCGCCCUUUACGACUUGGACACGUCUUGUCACAUUAUCUUAAAAUUCA